AUGACGUCUGAACAGUGCGCCGCCGUUGAACUCCAUUCAGCUUUUGCUGUGUAAUAGCCGAUCGAGCCGCAUUGCUAGUUAACAUACUGAUCAGAGUGUGUUGUAUUUUCUUUAAGCUCUCUCCGCAAUAUGGAAUACUUGAUCGGGAUUCAGGGGCCAGACUUUGUGCUGGUUGCGGCAGAUAAUGUAGCAGCCAGCAGUAUAAUCCAGAUGAAACACGAUUAUGACAAGAUGUUUAAGCUCAGUGAAAAGAUCCUGCUCCUGUGUGUGGGUGAAGCCGGUGACACUGUACAGUUUGCAGAAUACAUUCAGAAAAAUGUCCAGCUUUACAAAAUGAGAAAUGGAUAUGAGCUUAGCCCAGCAGCUGCUGCAAACUUCACAAGGAAAAACUUGGCAGACUAUCUGCGGAGUCGGACUCCAUACCAUGUGAACCUGCUCUUGGCAGGAUAUGAUGAGACCGAUGGUCCAGGACUCUACUACAUGGACCACCUGUCAGCACUUGCCAAAGCCCCCUUCGCCGCACACGGAUACGGUGCCUUCCUCACCCUCUCCAUCCUGGACAGAUAUUACAGACCAGAUCUGACUCGUGAGGAGGCUGUUGAUCUGCUCAAGAAGUGUUUAGAGGAGCUCAACAAACGUUUCAUCCUGAACCUGCCGUCUUUCACCGUUCGUUUGAUCGACAAAGACGGCAUCCACGACAUGGAGAAGCUACCCGUGGGCCCUAAAUGAGCUACCACUGUUAAUCCAAUGUACUCUUCACCCACACUCUUUUGUACUGCAAAUGUAUCCCUCUGUGCUCUAAUAAAAACAUUGACCCUCUGUUAA
Molecule: messenger RNA, 825 nt
Organism: Carassius carassius (crucian carp)
Lineage: Eukaryota; Metazoa; Chordata; Actinopteri; Cypriniformes; Cyprinidae
Product: proteasome subunit beta type-2-like
Exons: 6
Coding region: 130-729 (199 amino acids)
Biological process (GO): proteasomal protein catabolic process
Cellular component (GO): proteasome core complex, beta-subunit complex; nucleus; proteasome core complex
Molecular function (GO): peptidase activity
Source: RefSeq, a predicted model, not a curated record